AUGUCACGAGUCAUCGGUCGGCCCAAGCGAACGAGUGCAGAGGUCGCUCAGAUACUCCAAACAGCGGUGAAAAAUGGCUUAGAUCGAAAGAAAGCAGACCGAAUUCUUUCUGAAGCCAAAAUGAGUGACUAUCUCAUGAAUAUUUACGACCACUUGGAUGCUUUGAAAAACCCCUACCUGACUCCAGAAACCAACUUACCAGGUAUCAAAAUCAAUAUGGGUGUCAAACCAAGAUUCUUUGAACAGACGAGCGAGAGGGAGCUAAAGGAGAAAUAUAAUCUUCCAACAUUCCAGCUUGACCCCCAUACCAAAGAGAGUCCAAUCCCCCCGAACAAUUCCGACUCAUCUUACGGUCUCUGGCUGGAUUUGCAAGAAGUUUUUUCGAAAGUUGGCCUGUUAGCUGAGAAAUCACUGGCUCGCCAGCGUGGACUGGAAAUACUUGAGAAUCGCCAUGGUGAUAACCCAAUGAUGAUAGAAUUUACUGGCUCUCCAACUCGAACCCACGAUUAUCAGUGGUGCACAAAAAUGAUUUACAAAUACAAAGAUUUCCCUCACCUCAUGGUCAAGUCCCUCCAUAAGAUCACUAGGGAUGGCACGGAGAAUUGCAUCUUACGAAGCGAGUUGAUGAUCCUUGUCAGACUCAUAGUAUUGAAGGCCCGCAAGGACGAAAACGAGCCUCAUGAGAUCUUCCCCUAUGUGAUUAUUGAGGCAUACUUCGAUGGCAAAUACGUCCAUGUGAACUAUGGUAAACCCAUAGCCAUGUCCGAUAAGUUGCCACCCAAAGAACAAGACCAAAGAAUGAAGUAUGUGAUCGGCUGGGCAACAGCCCAACCCUGUGGGAAAACCGCCAGCUAUAAAGACAGCCCGCAGUAA
Trichophyton verrucosum HKI 0517 is the source of this 873-nucleotide messenger RNA. RefSeq lists its product as uncharacterized. The coding region runs from base 1 to 873 and encodes 290 amino acids. Lineage: Eukaryota; Fungi; Ascomycota; Eurotiomycetes; Onygenales; Arthrodermataceae. The record is from RefSeq and is a predicted model, not a curated record. The transcript is spliced from 3 exons.